Molecule: messenger RNA, 330 nt
Organism: Saccostrea echinata
Lineage: Eukaryota; Metazoa; Mollusca; Bivalvia; Ostreida; Ostreidae
Product: polyribonucleotide nucleotidyltransferase 1, mitochondrial-like
Exons: 4
Coding region: 1-330 (109 amino acids)
Biological process (GO): mitochondrial RNA 3'-end processing; mitochondrial mRNA catabolic process
Cellular component (GO): cytosol; mitochondrion
Molecular function (GO): 3'-5'-RNA exonuclease activity; polyribonucleotide nucleotidyltransferase activity; RNA binding
Source: RefSeq, a predicted model, not a curated record
AUGUUCAUAGAAGAUCUCAUACAGUACUACUGUACGAGAUCUUCUAUGAAUAUGAUGAUGAAUUAUUCUGUUAGUAGAGAAACACUUACCAUAGAAACAGGGAAACUGGCCAAAUUUGCAGAUGGUGCAGCAGUUAUAAAGCAAGGAGAAACCAGUGUUCUUGUAACAGCAGUGACAAAAACUCUGUCCCAGCCAUCUUCAUUUCUUCCUCUCACUGUUGAUUACAGACUGAAAACAGCAGCAGGUGGGAGGAUUCCUAUGAACUAUUUCCGUCGAGAACGGGGUCCAUCAGAGAGCAAAAUCCUCACCAGUCAUGUUAUAGGUAGAUAA